Molecule: messenger RNA, 1644 nt
Organism: Acanthosepion pharaonis
Lineage: Eukaryota; Metazoa; Mollusca; Cephalopoda; Sepiida; Sepiidae
Source: the annotation of a GenBank genome assembly
AUGUUUCACUUUCUCUCCAAGUCAUUUUUUAUUUAUUUCUCCUCUUCAUGUAUUUUCUCCCUUAUUUUCAUUUGGAUAUUAUCGCUUUCACUUUCUCUCUGUACCUUUCACCUUUUCUCUCUUUGUGCAACUCUAUUACUCUCAUCUCCUCUCUCUCUCUCUUUCUGUCACUUCUCCACUCUCUCUCUUUCUGUCACUUCUCUGCUCUCUCUCUCUCUCUUUCUGUCACUUCUCUGCUCUCUCUCUCUCUUUCUGUCACUUCUCUGCUCUCUCUCUCUCUCUUUCUGUCACUUCUCUGCUCUCUCUCUCUCUCUGUCACUUCUCUGCUCUCUCUCUCUCUUUCUGUCACUUCUCUCUCUCUCUCUUUUCUGUCACUUCUCUGCUCUCUCUCUCUCUUUCUGUCACUUCUCUGCUCUCUCUCUCUCUCUCUGUCACUUCUCUGCUCUCUCUCUCUCUUUCUGUCACUUCUCUGCUCUCUCUCUCUCUCUCUCUCUCUCUCUCUGUCCUUCUCUCUCUCUCUCUCUCUUUCUGUCACUUCUCUGCUCUCUCUCUCUCUCUCUCUCACUUUUCUGCUUCUCUCUCUCUCUCUCUUUCUGUCACUUCUCUUCUCUCUCUCUUUCUGUCACUUCUCUGCUCUCUAUCUCUCUUUCUGUCACUUCUCUGCUCUCUUUCUGUCCUUCUUCUCUGCUUCUUUCUGUCUCUCUCUUUCUGUCCUUCUCUUCUCUCUCUCUCUCUCUGUCCUUCUCUGCUCUCUCUCUCUUUCUCUCUCUUUCUCUCUCUCUCUGUUCUCUCUCUCUCUCUCUCUUUCUGUCACUUCUCUGUUCUCUCUCUCUCUCUUUCUGUCUUCUCUCCUCUCUUCACUUCCCCUCUCUCUCUCUCUCUCUCUUUCUGUCCCUUCUCUCUGUCUCUCUCUUUCUCUCUUUCUGCCUCUUCUCCUCUUUCCCUCUCUUUCUGCCUCUUCUCUCUCUCUCUCUUUCUGCCUCUUCUCUCUCUCUCUCUUUCUGCCUCUUCUGCUCUCUUUCUCUCUUUCUGCCUCUUCUCCCCUCUUCUCUUUCUGCUUCCUCUUUCUCUCUUUCUGUCUCUGCAUUUUCUUUUCUCUUUUCUCUUCCCUUUUUCUUUUCUCUUUUGCUUCCUCUUAUUUUUCUCAUUUCUAUUUUUUUUCAUUGUCCUCUCCCCAUUUUUUCUUCACUUUUUUUCUCUCUCACUUUCUUGUUUUCCUCUUUUCCCAUUGCUUUUUGCCCCCCUCCACUAUUCCUACUGAUUUCUAGUUCCUACCUCUUUCUUCUUUGUUUUCAAGUUCCUCUCCUCUUUCUCCCUCACUUUUCUUCUUUCUCCCUUCCUUUCUACUUUUCCCCUUUGGUUUCUUCUUUUUCUUUUCCUCUUUUCUGCUUGAUUUCUUCUUUUCUUUUUCCCCCUUGCUUUCUUCUUUUCCUCUUUCUCCUUCAUUUUCUUCUUCUUCUUUUCCUCUUUCUCCUUCAUUUUCUUCUUCUUCUUUUCCUCUUUCUCCUUCAUUUUCUUCUUCUUCUUUUCCUCUUUCUCCCUCACUUUCUUCUUCUUUUCCUCUUUCUCCCUCACUUUCUUCUUCUUUUCCUCUUUCUCCCUCACUUUCUUCUUCCUCCUCCUCUCCUUGUUGUGUUCUGCUGA